Messenger RNA from Tuber melanosporum (Perigord truffle), 1040 nucleotides. RefSeq lists its product as uncharacterized. NCBI's taxonomy places the organism in Eukaryota, Fungi, Ascomycota, Pezizomycetes, Pezizales, Tuberaceae. The coding region runs from base 91 to 792 and encodes 233 amino acids. The transcript has a single exon. The record is from RefSeq and is a predicted model, not a curated record.
CCGUUCUGUCAUUCAUUCCCUCCCUUGUGCUCCCAACCGCGCACACUCUCUCACCAAUCAUCCAUCCAUAACCAAACGAUAUACCGAGAAAUGCACCAAACAACACUGAACGACGCCGCCCUCGCCCUCUCACGGGUCCUGACCUUCCACCGAAUCCACCACACCUUCUUCGGCGGCUUCGCCAUCCUAGCUACGGGCGCGGACCACCGCGAGUCGAAAGACUUGGACGUCCUCGUCUCCGCCCCCAAAUCGACGAUAACCGACAUCCUCUCCGACCGUCGCGACUGGCUGGAAAUCCCCCAAUCGAGGGAGGACUACGUGGCCUACUUCUGGAAUUCGGGUUCCUUCACCACCUCCCCCCUCGAGCCGAAGCACAUGGUGCUGGUGGAGAUGUUUGUCGGGCAGCACGACAAGGCUCGCUUCCCCGAGAGUCGGAACACGGUGCUCAGGGGCUGCAAGAUGGGCACCAGCUACGUCCCCAUCGCCAACGAGGAUGUACUGUUCCGUGGAAAGCUGAAUGCCUGCGCGAGCAGGGGGAAGAGGAGCGACGCUCAGGAUGUUGACUACCUCGUCGCCACCUACGGGGAGAGGUUGAAGGUUGUCGCCAAGAGUUUGGACAAGAGGACCGUGGGAUUGGCCGUGAGGAGGCAUCCGGAACUCAGGAAGGUACUGGCAGAGUUGGGCGUUGGUACCCGCGGCGCAGUUUGGGGGGUUAGGAAGGCGAAGAUUGAGGCUGCGGACGUGCCGCAGAUGUGGGAUGUGCAUCGGGGGUUGGGACUCGAGUGCGCUUAGGGCAUUCGCCCGUUCAUUCAUUCAUUCACUUUGUCAUGGCUGUUGAUGGGUUUGGAAUUGGGAUUGGAUGGAGUUUUUUUUUUUUCUUUUUUUUUUCUGCGUGGCUAGUGGUUGGGGGAGGGGUAAUGGUGUGGGUUAUUCGUUCGUUUUAUUUUUUGAAAAGGUGCAUCGGUUCUGGUUUUGGUUCUUUCAAUUUUUUCUCUCUCUUUUUUCUCUUUCUCAUCUCCAUCUUCUCAUUCCCGGGUUUU